AUGUUUACAGCAUAUCACACUAUACCGCGAUACCACAUUCAAUCCCUUCUCAUAUCAUUCAUCCAGGAAAAUCAAGAAACAGAAAAAAAAGGGUUAAAAAGGUGGAACUGUGGGAGUGUUAUGUAUGUUUCACGAAGUACAAAUACGAGAAAUACGUGUCUUUUCCCCUUACGCACACUUAUAAAAGACAAACGACAACAUCAACAUUUCAUCACAUAA
Messenger RNA from Lactuca virosa, 219 nucleotides. NCBI's taxonomy places the organism in Eukaryota, Viridiplantae, Streptophyta, Magnoliopsida, Asterales, Asteraceae. The record is from the annotation of a GenBank genome assembly.